Molecule: messenger RNA, 1131 nt
Organism: Cynocephalus volans (Philippine flying lemur)
Lineage: Eukaryota; Metazoa; Chordata; Mammalia; Dermoptera; Cynocephalidae
Product: proline-rich protein 2-like
Exons: 6
Coding region: 1-1131 (376 amino acids)
Source: RefSeq, a predicted model, not a curated record
AUGGCUCUGCGGGCCGGGCCACCACCCCGGGCACCAGGGGUGGGUGGCGGGGGCGGCCCCUGCGGGGAGGGGGCCCGACCGCACUGCAGUGUGGGGGCCGCGGGGGAGCUGGGGCAGUGCAGCGUGGCGGGGGGUGGGGGCGGGGGCCGCCGGGCUCAGGCUGAAGUCUGGGGGUGCAGAAGGAAGAGGCCAGAGGAAGCCACUCCCCCACCGCCCCCCUUCCCAAGCCUGCUGGGUUUAAUGACCCUUCCGGGUCGCUGGGUGGGGGGAGGGGAGCAGGACCAGGGCUCCACGUUGGGGCCGGUGGAGGGGGCUGGGGAGGGUCGCGGGGAACUGUCCCCCCCGCCGCCGCGCGCCCUCCCCUCCGGGGGGUCCCGCACAAACACCCAAUUCCGAAGAAUAAAACCGCGGGGUGCAGCCCCUCGCGCGCGCACGGAGCCCAUUUCCUUCCGCCGGGGGAGCGCGCACCCGCGACCCCCGGUGCGCCCCAUCCCAGACCCCCCACCCACGUCUCUGCCUAACUUCGGGGACCCCCCACCCCAGUGGGGUUCCCAGGGCGCACUGGCGCCCAGCCCGGGGCCGGAACCCGCGCGGUGCGAGGGCAGCCUGACCCCCACCCCGCCCAAGCCUUACCGCGCAGGUCGGCUCGGGGGUCGCAUGUCCCCUGCCCGGCCCCGCCUGGCCUCCCCGGCGCUGGCUCCGGGCCGCCCAGCCCGCCGGGGUCGUGCCGCGCGCCGACUCACCGAGCCGCCCGCCGCGUCCGCGUCUACACCCCCAUCCGCCGGAUUGGCCUCCGGCCCCAGGACCAUGUGUAGCCUAAUGGUAGCAGGUGGCUGUGGAGCCUCCACCUUGAGGCUGUUAAACACCCAACCGCAGCUGACCCCCAUCCCUGAGGGCGGGGCGCGAGACAUCUGCAGUUUAGAGACUCUCCCUGAGGCCCAGAUAUUUAUUCAGCCCUACUGUGUGCGGGGCCCUGGGGUCACACCGGGGAGCAAGUCAGACAUGUCUCCAGCAGCUAUAGUACAAGGUGAGCACACCCAUGAUGCUGGGCAGCCCUGGGCAGGCCCAGAGGAUGCACCUGACCGAGACUGGAGGAAUCCAGGAGGACUUCCUGCAGGAGGAGGCGACUGA